This is a messenger RNA of Thalassophryne amazonica, 584 nucleotides long. RefSeq names its product hemoglobin subunit alpha-1-like. Gene Ontology annotation, molecular function: oxygen carrier activity; organic acid binding; haptoglobin binding. Gene Ontology annotation, cellular component: haptoglobin-hemoglobin complex; blood microparticle; hemoglobin complex. Bases 66 to 497 code for a protein of 143 amino acids. Gene Ontology annotation, biological process: hydrogen peroxide catabolic process; oxygen transport. The transcript has 3 exons. The record is from RefSeq and is a predicted model, not a curated record. Lineage: Eukaryota; Metazoa; Chordata; Actinopteri; Batrachoidiformes; Batrachoididae.
GCGUAUAAAAACCCUGACCAGCUGGUGCUGAUCACUGCAUUCAGCAACAACCAACUACAAGCAACAUGAGUCUUAAUACUACAGACAAAGAGGUGAUCAACAGCUUCUGGAAGAAGGCGUCCAGCAGGGUUGAUGAAAUCGGUGCCGAUGCUCUGGGCAGGAUGCUGAUGGUCUACCCUCAGACCAAGACUUACUUUUCCCACUGGAAGGACCUGAGCCCCACCUCUAAGUCUGUGAGGGAACACGGAAAGCUCAUUAUGGCUGGAGUUGUACUAGCAGUGACCAAAAUGGAUGAUCUGACUAAUGGGCUUCUUGACCUCAGUGAGCUGCAUGCCUACAAACUUCGAGUGGAUCCUGCUAACUUCAAGAUUCUUGCUCACUGCAUCAUGGUGGUCCUCGCCAUGAUGUACCCUACAGACUUCACUCCAGAGGUCCAUGUGUCUUUUGACAAGUUCAUGGCUGCUGUGGCUCGUGGCCUGUCUGAGAAAUACAGAUAAACAGCACACAUUGUGUGCCAACAACAACAACACUCCCCGUCACCUUCAAUAUGAAGAAUAAAUGAUCAAAUUAAAAAAAGAAUGUUG